Trachemys scripta elegans is the source of this 1667-nucleotide messenger RNA. It is a transcript of the gene TEN1, whose product is annotated as TEN1 subunit of CST complex. The coding region runs from base 380 to 763 and encodes 127 amino acids. Gene Ontology annotation, cellular component: CST complex. Gene Ontology annotation, molecular function: telomerase inhibitor activity; single-stranded DNA binding; telomeric repeat DNA binding. Gene Ontology annotation, biological process: negative regulation of telomere maintenance via telomerase. NCBI's taxonomy places the organism in Eukaryota, Metazoa, Chordata, Testudines, Emydidae. The record is from RefSeq and is a predicted model, not a curated record. The transcript is spliced from 5 exons.
CACUUUCGUCUAAUCAUGUGACCAGGCAUCUGGCCACGUGGGAAAGCAGAGGGAGGAGAUUUAUUGCAGAGCUCUCUCUGGCUUCCAAGUUCCUGGUGUGUGUGUGUGUAAGCAAAUGUCCUAGGGAGAGAGUGGGCUACUGGUUUUCCAGUUGGCUGAUGAUGACACCCUUAAAUGGCUGGGCCCAUUGCACAUACGCCGCUGAGGGCAUCAGGAAGUGUAGUUUGAAAGGAGAAAUGACUACUCCAUGUGCUCGGCUGCUGGGAUCUAGUGAAGCCAACAAGUACAUUUUGGGGCCUAUGAAGGUUGACUAACAUCCCUUUAAAUACCUGCCCAGAAUUUUGUCUGCUUGUGGAACCUGCAGCAGCAGCUCUGCAAGAUGCUGCCCAGUCCUGGUGUUUAUUAUUUUCCUUGGGAGAUUAACUGUGGAUCAGUCGCAGAUGGGGAGACCCUGCGAACGUUUGGCAGGUUACACUGUUAUGACAUGGUCCAGUCUGAAGCCAUCCUGACAGCCCUGCGCAGUUCAGUCCAGCACCAGGUCUGUGUUUGCACCAAAUUUGUGGAACCGUUCCAAGCCCAGCUUGGAUCCCUAUAUGUGGCUCUGGGAGAGAUUGAGCAGAGGGAUGGUGAGGGGCCUGUGCUGAAGGCUCGGGUGCUGACGUGCGUGGAAGGGACGAAUCUGCCCUUGCUGGAGCAGGCAAUACAGGAGCAGCGGCAAUAUUUCCGAGAGAGACAGGGGCAGGUGGAGAGCAGUGCCUCCUAGCCUUGCUGGAGGAAGGUGUUGUUGGACUGAGUCCAGGUCUCAAAUGCAUCACCUGCCUUCCGUCCUUCUCUGCAUCCCGCUGCUCUUUUGCUGUUUUGGCACCAUGAGCCCCAAUCCGGUUCCGAGGUUGCUGCCCCUUUCCACAGUGUUUCAGGUUUUGGAUGUCCUCCGAACAUGCAUUUGCCUUAGGUGUUUUCAGGGGCUCAUUUUUAUCCCUCUUUUCUGUCCCGUCACAUCAAUGGGAUGAACUGAGUGCCUGUGAAAGUCGGGGAUACCAGGGGUUUAAGCUGGUUCACCCUCACACUUCUGUCAAUAAGCUUCAGACCUAAUCUGAAAUACCCUCCACUAUUCCAGUCAUGGGCCCCAUGCAGCUCUGCCAGUGCACCUCAGUCCUGACCCUUACAAACUCCCACCGUUCCAGUGCUCAAACCUGUCUGGAAAAGAGAUUGGGAAGCAUGCAGAAUUGAAUGGCAACUUCAAGCAAAUCUGCCCAGAGGACAAGACCAAAUCCUCAUCACACAAGAGCUGAGUCAGGAUUUGAACCCAGGUCUCUAGAAACAAGAAAAUAAUGCACCAAUUUAUUAACUAGCUGGUGCAUCUUUGCAGUUAAAGUCAAUAUCUCAGACUGAGACGAGCGUGGACAGUGUCUGUUGGCGUCAGUGGGAGUUGGGUGGGUGCGUGCGUUUGAGGAAGGAAUUUGACCCAAUGAAUUCUGAAAUAUAAAAUUGUGGUGCCCCGCAGACGGAGGUUAGUCAUUUGUUUCCCUCCUUUCCAGGACGAGAGUAGGAGAGAGUCUGAUCCUGGGGGUGCUUUCCUUUAAGAAAACCUAAAUUGUCUCUGUUUUAUUAUUGUACUGAACGUGUUCUUUGACUGAAAUGGUCAUAAAUAAAGGAGAUGAAAAGAG